This is a messenger RNA of Medicago truncatula (barrel medic), 2354 nucleotides long. The record is from RefSeq and is a predicted model, not a curated record. Lineage: Eukaryota; Viridiplantae; Streptophyta; Magnoliopsida; Fabales; Fabaceae.
CACUUUCACUUAAAAUCCACAACACAGCAAAUCCAAUAUGUAUUGUAUUUCUCCCUUUCUCCUCCACCACCUCUUCUCCAACCCAGCAAGCUUGGCGAGAAUUACAACAUCAGGCUGAGUUCUAUGAUCUUUCCAAAAUCAAAUCCUCACGUCACGUUCACUUAAACAUUGAUUGAUUGAUUGAUUGUUGAAUUGAUAUGUAGUGAAAGUGAAUGAGUUUACACUCAUCGGAAUCAACCAACAGUGCGGCGGCAUUGGCAAUUGUUUGAUAAAAUGCUUGAAAGAGAAAACCACACCUCUUCUUAACUCGCUAUGUCUAAUUCCAAUAUAUUCCUUUUCCGGUGGACCCGCCGCACUUUCAGUAGAGGUUUCUGUACUAAGAAGAAGAACUUGGAUUUUACUAAAGUUGAAAUAUCUCGUCUCCCCACCGUCAUCAUUCUCGGUCGACCUAACGUCGGAAAAUCAGCACUCUUUAAUCGUCUCAUUCGUCGAAGGGAGGCUCUUGUUUACAACACACCCGACGAUCAUGUCACCCGCGACAUUCGUGAAGGAGUCGCCAAAUUAGGUCACUUGCGUUUCAGAGUUUUGGACUCUGCUGGUUUGGAAGCUGAAGCCACUUCUGGUUCCAUUCUCCAUAGAACUGCUUCUUUCACUGCUAAUGUCUUGUCUACUUCUCAUUCCUUACUCUUCCUCACUGAUGCUAGAGCUGGUCUUCAUCCUCUUGAUCAGGAAGUUGGAAAAUGGUUGCGCAAAAAUGCACCUCAACUUAAACCUAUUCUUGUUAUGAAUAAAUCUGAAUCCCUCUUUGAUGUUGAUGGCUCUCUUGCUUCUUCUGCCAAUGAAAUGUCCCGUUUAGGGUUUGGAGAUCCUAUUGCUAUUUCUGCUGAGACUGGACUUGGUAUGCAUGACUUGUUUCUCUCACUUCAACCUGUUUUGGAGGACUAUAUGCUGAAUGAAAGUGCUAAGGAGAAUACCUGUGGUGAUGAGUCUAGUUUCCCUGAGGCUGACGAAAGCAAGCUGCCAUUGCAGCUAGCAAUUGUAGGACGCCCCAAUGUUGGUAAAUCAACCUUGCUGAAUACAUUGUUGCAAGAAGAUCGUGUUCUUGUGGGUCCCGAAGCUGGUCUCACAAGAGAUGCAAUCAGAACUCAGUUUGAAUUUCAAGGAAGAACUAUUUAUCUGGUUGAUACUGCUGGUUGGUUGCAGAGGACAAAACUGGAGAAAGGAGCAUCAUCCUUGAGCAUUAUGCAAUCAAGGAAGAGUCUACUCCGGGCUCAUAUAAUUGCUUUGGUACUAGAUGCCGGCGAGAUAGUAAGUGCUAAACGAAGUAUGAAACAUGCUGAAGUAGUUAUAGCCAGACGAGCCGUGGAAGAGGGACGUGGUCUUGUUGUGAUUGUGAACAAGAUGGAUCUUCUAAGGGGAAAAAACAAAUCAGCAUCCUAUGAGCAGGUUCUGGAGGCUGUUCAACAAGAAAUCCAGACAAUUAUACCACAGGUUACCGGAAUCCCAGUAGUAUUCAUUUCAGCAUUGGAGGGAAGGGGCCGUACAACCGUCUUGCAUCAGGUCAUUGAUACAUACGAAAAAUGGUGUACAAGAUUAUCUACAGCUCGUCUUAACCGUUGGUUGCAAAAGGUUAUGAGCAGACAUUCUUGGAAAGACCAGGCAGCACAGCCUAAGAUCAAGUAUUUUACUCAGGUUAAGGCUCGACCGCCUACAUUUGUUGCGUUUGUGCACGGGAAGACCAAGCUUUCUGAUACAGACACCAGGUUCCUAACAAAAUCCUUGAAAGAUGACUUUGAUUUGGGUGGAAUUCCUAUAAGGAUCAUGCAGCGUUCUAUUGCUAAGAAAGAUGUUGGUGGGAGUAGCAAGAGUAGCCAUCCAAUUGGCAGAGUGGCUUUAAGGAUUAAGUCUGACAAGAGAGAUAAAGGCGACUUAGUUGAAUCAAAGGCAUGAGCAUCACCCUAUUCUGCAAAUUGCAAAAGGGAGCUAGAUACCCUCUAAUAAUAUACCUUUUGUUUCCAUAAGCUCCAAAGAAGUGUUUGACCGAAGGAAAUAUUUUUACUUCUGCUGGUGCUGCCUCGAACUAUAAAAAGGGCAACCCGGUGCACUAAAGCUCCCGCAUAUCCGGGGUCCGGGAAGGGCAACCCGGUGCUGCCUCGAACUAUGCUCGAGGUAAAAAAAUCACAAACAAACGAGGUCUUAGAUGCCUACUUUUAUUUAUUUUAGUUUUUCCCUUGACCAGGAAUUCUUGAACCAUGUGUGAUAAUGAUUUAAGUGCAAUUUCAAAUCUGCUGAACCUGUAUAUACCAUGUGUGAUAAUGAUUUAAGUACAAUUUCAAAUAUGCUGAACUUGUAUA